AUGGAUUUACUCGAGAUUCGCGAGGCUGCGUUGCGGGCAAAGGUGCUGGGCGCGUCACCGCCGCGCGUUGCCUCCUCUGCGGUCAUCGACCGUCUGCGCAGUCUUCAGCUGCAGCUGGACCAGCUAUCCACUGCUGUCCCCGGGUCCCCCAAGCUUCGUGACCUCUAUCAGGAGCACGCCGGGCAGUUGCAGCUCACGUCCGCGAGUGCUUUUGCACACAGCAGCUCCAGAGCCGGUGAUGAACUAAAGCGUGCCGCCAUCCUGAGCUCGGCGGACCGCGUGCAGCAAGUUUCGACCCAGUUGCAGCAACUGCAACAAUUAGUGCGCGUCAUUGACCAACUACGCGCGCCCGACGCCCAGCAACAGACAAAGCUAACACAUAUUGAAUCACAGAGUGAAUUACAGAGCGAACGCGCGCUGGCGCUCCACUCGCGAGUCGAAAAGGUGCUGGCCAGUUAUCGGCAGAUGAUCCUCGUGCUGUCCGAAAAGUGCGUCGAGUACAAUGCGCUGCUAGACCAAUUGCAAGUCUAG
Phytophthora infestans T30-4 is the source of this 531-nucleotide messenger RNA. RefSeq lists its product as uncharacterized. The coding region runs from base 1 to 531 and encodes 176 amino acids. The transcript is spliced from 2 exons. Lineage: Eukaryota; Oomycota; Peronosporomycetes; Peronosporales; Peronosporaceae. Gene Ontology annotation, biological process: cytoskeleton-dependent cytokinesis. Gene Ontology annotation, cellular component: dynactin complex. The record is from RefSeq and is a predicted model, not a curated record.